Molecule: messenger RNA, 2690 nt
Organism: Diceros bicornis minor
Lineage: Eukaryota; Metazoa; Chordata; Mammalia; Perissodactyla; Rhinocerotidae
Gene: GTF3C5
Product: general transcription factor IIIC subunit 5
Exons: 11
Coding region: 184-1749 (521 amino acids)
Biological process (GO): transcription initiation at RNA polymerase III promoter
Cellular component (GO): transcription factor TFIIIC complex
Source: RefSeq, a predicted model, not a curated record
UAGGCCUUGGGGCCUCCCCUCGGGCUGUUUGCUCCCAGAGGCCUUCGAGGCUCGCUGAGCCCAGGGAUUUAGAGAGACGCAAGCGGUGAGGGGGCCCGGAACGUUCCUUCGCGGAACCAUUGAGACGAGGCCCCAGGGAGCGCGUGGAGGAACGGACCGCGGCGGCCGGCCAGACGGGCAGGGAUGGCGGCGGGGGCGGCCGACGCGGGGUCGGGGGCCGCGAUCCCCGUGGAGCUGCGGCGCGAGCGGCGCCUGGUGUGCGUGGAGUACCCGGGCGUGGUGCGCGACGUGUCCAAGAUGCUGCCGACUCUGGGGGGCGAGGAAGGCGUCUCCCGGAUCUAUGCAGACCCCACCAAGAGGCUGGAGCUGUACUUCCGGCCCGAGGACCCCUACUGCCACCCCGUGUGCGCUAACCGCUUCAGUACCAGCAGCCUGCUGCUCCGAGUCCGGAGGAAGACAAGGCGGCAGAAGGGGGUGCCAGGGCCCGAGUCCCACCCCAAGGUCACGUUCGACGUGGAGAUCCUUGGCACUGUCUCCACCGUUUACAAAUUUCAAGUGUCUCUUCCAGGAAUGUCCGACUUCCAGUACUUGGCCGUGCACACGGAAGCGGGUGGCAAGCACACGUCGAUGUAUGACAAAGUGCUCAUGCUCAAGCCCGAGAAGGAGAGUUUCUUCCACCAAGAGCUGCCACUCUACAUCCCGCCACCCAUCUUCUCAAGGCUGGACACCCCGGUGGACUACUUCUAUCGACCAGAAACACAGCACCGGGAAGGCUACAACAACCCCCCCAUCUCAAGCGAGAACCUCAUCGGUCUGAGCAGGGCCCGGCGCCCCCACAACGCCAUCUUUGUCAACUUCGAGGAGGAUGAAGUACCUAUGCAGCCACUGGAGGCUGCCGUCCAGACGUGGAGGAAGGUGUGCACCAACCCCGUGGACCGGAAGGUGGAGGAGGAGCUGAGGAAGCUGUUUGAUAUCCGUCCCAUCUGGUCACGUAAUGCCGUCAAGGCCAACAUCAGCGUCCACCCUGACAAGCUCAAGGUCUUGCUGCCUUUCAUGGCUUAUUACAUGAUAACAGGUCCCUGGAGAAGCCUGUGGAUUCGGUAUGGGUAUGACCCCCGCAAACACCCGGAAGCCAAGAUGUAUCAGGUCCUUGACUUCCGAAUCCGCUGUGGGAUGAAAUACGGUUACGCCCACAGCGACAUGCCCGUCAAGGCCAAGCGCAGCACCUACAACUACAGCUUCCCCAUCACCAUCAAAAAGACGCCCAGCCAGGUUGUCAGCAUGCGUGAUCUGAAGCAGGGCCUGGGCCCGUCGGGGACGGCCAGCGCACGGAAAUCGGCCUCCAACAAGUACAAGCUCAAGGACUCUGUCUACAUCUUCCGGGAGGGGGCCUUGCCGCCGUACCGACAGAUGUUCUACCAGUUAUGUGACUUGAAUGUGGAAGAGUUGCAGAAGAUCAUUCACCGCAAUGACGGGGCCGAGGAUUCUUGCACAGAGCGGGAUGGAUGGUGCCUCCCCAAGACCAGCGACGACCUGAGGGAUGCCAUGACCCUCAUGAUCCGGCAGACCAUCCGUUCCAAGAGGCCUGCUCUCUUCUCCAGCCCAACGAAGGCUGACGGUGGGAAAGAGCAGCUGACGUACGAGUCUGGGGAAGAUGAAGAGGAGGACGAGGAGGAGGAGGAGGAGGACUUCAAGCCGUCAGAUGGGAGUGAGAACGAGAUGGAGACGGAGAUUCUGGACUACGUGUGACGCGGCCCUGGGCCCAAGGCUGGGCCUCCCUGACCAGGCGAGACUGGUGUCCGGCCUGAUGAGGGAGCCAGGACAAGCCAGGGCUCCCUGGUGCUGCCCACAGGAGCCAGAACGGCCCUAGGAGGCCCCUCUGAGGAAAGCUGGCUGGGAUCCCAGCACUGGUCCUGCCUGCGGCUGACCCUGGUCCUUCCCUCGGCCUGCCACGCCAGGCUGCCCUCUGGCCCUGGGUGCCUGGGGACAUCCCUGAAGGUUGUGCCCUGGCUUCAUGCGGCCAUGAGCCAGCUCAGUGUCCAGUGGGCUGAGCUGGUGCCCAGCAGUCUCUCUGGCUGAGACCAGCAAAAACUGGAGGUGGAGAUGGUGCAGCUAGGGGAGCAGCUGGUCUUGGCUUUGGUCGCAUGACUGAUGGCAGGGACGUGUGAGGGGCCUGGUCCAUGGUCACAGAUGGCUGAAGACUGUCCUUGGGUUUGGAUCCCAUCCAUUUGGGGUGGCCUGGCAAAGGCUAGGCCCAGCUGGAAUUGUCAUUAAGUGCAUUUUCCCAAGGAGUCUUGGUGUCUUAGUGGGGGUGUCGGAGCCAGAGGGGAGUUUCCUUUUGCCUUGGGGCUUGGGCUCCCACCAGACCCUCACUUGUUCCUUCAGUCAUUCAUUCAGUGACCUCAUGCUGGGCGAUGCCUGCACAGUGGAGAACAGGCCUGAUGCCCCUCACCAGGCAGGUCGGGUGAGAGCAGCUGAAGGAACCGCAGCCCCCGGUCCCGGAGCUGCAGCCCCGUGUUUAUCCCUUACUGCUGCACGUGGCUGUGUGUCUGUCUCAUUUGCAGUGUCUGCCUCAUGUGACGACAAAGGUGCAUUUACCCUCACAGAGUGUGCUCCAGCCCAGAAGAACAUUUUUUAAAAGUAUUUGCCUAAGUUCUGUGUGCCAUUAAAUCAGCUGGGUUAGUUUUCUA